AUUUUCCAUCCACAAGCAUAGCAAUAAUUUAUAAGACCUCUUGUCUAUAACCCCUCAAAACGAUCCUAUAUUCUUUUUAUUUCUUUCGUUGCUUCUAAUAAUUAAGGAAAACACUCACGCGGGCGCACACACAGGGGCGAGUCCUUACAAUAGAGAUGGUUGAUAAUGGUGUCUCUGAUUCCUUAUUCAAGAUGCCCACCAUCAAGUUUACUAAGCUCUUCAUCAAUGGACACUUUGUUGAUUCCAUAUCAGGGAAGACAUUUGAGACAAUAGAUCCGAGAACAGGAGAGGUAAUAGUGAAGAUCAGUGAGGGAACUAAAGAAGACAUUGAUGCUGCUGUUGCAGCGGCGCGUGAGGCAUUUGACACUGGUCCAUGGCCCCGCAUGACCGGAGUUGAAAGAGCAAAAAUUAUGGUGAAAUGGGCAGAGCUUAUUGAAGAAAAUGGAGAAGAAUUAGCGGCAUUGGACACCAUUGAAGCUGGUUUGCUAUACCAAUUAACCAAGUUUGGGAUUCCCGCAGCAGCGGAUAUGUUGCGGUACUAUGCUGGUGCUGCUGACAAGAUUCAUGGGGAGGUAUUGAAGAGUUCUGGACAGUUCCAUGCAUACACAUUAAUGGAACCAAUUGGUGUUGUUGGACACAUCAUCCCUUGGAAUGUUCCUCUUAUGAUGUUCUUCACCAAGGUUGCACCUUCCAUUGCAGCUGGCUGCACCAUGGUCCUCAAACCCGCUGAACAGACCCCUCUCUCUGCUUUAUUUGUUGCUCAUCUAGCUAAGCUGGCUGGAGUUCCGGAUGGAGUGCUUAAUGUAGUACCGGGAUUCGGUCCGACUGCAGGUGCUGCAAUAAGCUCACACAUGGAGAUUGAUAAGGUUAGCUUUACCGGUUCAGUUGAAACAGGGCGUGAAGUGAUGCAUGCGGCAGCUAGUAGCAAUUUGAAGGCGGUUUCACUUGAAUUAGGUGGCAAGUCUCCCCUCAUUAUUUUUGAUGAUGCUGAUCUUGACAAAGCCGCUGACCUUGCAUUCUUCGGCAUGUUCUUGAACAAGGGAGAAAUAUGUGCUGCUGGUUCUCGUGUGUACGUUCAGGAAGGGAUCUAUGAUGAGCUUGAGAAGAAGUUGGUGGAGAAGGCAAAAGCUUGGGUUGUUGGAGAUCCUUUUGAUCCUAAAACCAACCAAGGACCUCAGGCUGACAAGAACCAAUUUGAUAAAAUUCUUUCCUACAUUGAGCAUGGAAAGAAAGAGGGAGCUACUCUUUUGACCGGGGGUAAAUCCAUCGGCACCAAGGGCUACUUCAUUGAACCUACAAUUUUCUCUCAUGUAAAGGAGGACAUGCGUAUAACUCAGGAUGAAAUAUUUGGCCCCGUGAUGACGUUAAUGAAGUUUAAGACAAUUGAGGAAGCCAUUAAGAGGGCAAACAAUACAAGAUACGGGUUAGCAGCGGGGAUAGUGACAAAGAACAUAGACACAGCAAACACAAUGUCAAGGUCCAUUCGCGCAGGCAUUGUUUGGAUCAAUUGCUAUUUGAUUCUUGAGAGUGACAUUCCUUUUGGAGGGUACAAGAUAAGUGGAUUUGGUGGAAAAGAUCUCGGUUUGAAUGCACUUCACAAGUACUUGCAACUUAAAUCUGUUGUAACUCCCAUUUACAAUUCUCCUUGGCAUUGAAUAUUAUAUGUAACGUAAUGUAUCCCACUCCCUCCCAUUUACACUUUAAAUAUCUAUCUCCAUCAUCUCGUUAAUAAAAAUGGGAGGUUGCAUGCGGUCAAUUUUCCAUGUCUAUGCAAGCACACUCUUGGAUCUUAUAUAUGUAUUCUAUAUUUAGGGUACUCUUCUAUUUAUUAUCAUUAUAUUGCCCCUAUAUAUUUGUUAGAUGAACUCAAAGUAACGGAGAAAUGAGAUGAUUCUGUUCUUGAUU
Molecule: messenger RNA, 1905 nt
Organism: Arachis ipaensis
Lineage: Eukaryota; Viridiplantae; Streptophyta; Magnoliopsida; Fabales; Fabaceae
Product: aldehyde dehydrogenase family 2 member C4
Molecular function (GO): oxidoreductase activity, acting on the aldehyde or oxo group of donors, NAD or NADP as acceptor
Source: RefSeq, a predicted model, not a curated record